Molecule: messenger RNA, 1392 nt
Organism: Sitophilus oryzae (rice weevil)
Lineage: Eukaryota; Metazoa; Arthropoda; Insecta; Coleoptera; Curculionidae
Product: carboxypeptidase B-like
Exons: 8
Coding region: 2-1321 (439 amino acids)
Biological process (GO): proteolysis
Molecular function (GO): zinc ion binding; metallocarboxypeptidase activity
Source: RefSeq, a predicted model, not a curated record
AAUGCCUAUGAGAGCCAGCGUUGUUGUUUUGUGUGCUUCUUUACUUAUUAAUUGGACCAAUGGUUUUAGUUAUGAAGGGUAUAAACUGUAUGAGAUUGUUGCAAAUGAUAUAAUCGAGAUGAAGUACUUGCGGGAAUUGGAAAAACAAGCUGGUCUAAAUUUUCUCAAGGAAGCUUAUUCUCUGGGUGAGCCAAAUGAGGUCGUUGUAGCCCCUCAAUAUCAAAAAGAAAUUGAAAAAAUCCUUAAAAGCAUUGGUUUGAAGUACAAAAUCGUGGUAGAAAAUGUUGAAGAAAUUAUGGAAGCUGAAAGAAGAACUUUUUCACUUAGACCGUUUAUGGGUUUGGGAGAUGUUACGUUCAGAAGUUUCAUGUUUCAUCAUGAAGUGAGUAUGAAUGCAUAUUUACGAAGAUUGGCUGGUCAAUAUCCUGAAAUCACAAAACUGGAACAUUUUGGAACAUCGUUUGAAGGAAGAGAUAUGUUGCUUAUAAGGGUGUCCAGUGGUCCCAGUUCGAAUCCCGAUGUGCCCAAACCAACUAUAUUCAUAGACGCAGGAAUUCACGCCAGAGAAUGGAUUGCUCCCCCCGCAGCUUUAUACAUAAUUCAUCAAUUAGUUGAAAACCCUGCGAACGCAGCAUUGUAUCAGAACGUAGACUGGGCUAUCAUUCCCUGUUUGAACCCAGAUGGCUACCAAUAUACCCAGGACGAGGAAAGAUGGUGGCGAAAGACUCGCAGCGUCCUCCCGAAUUCCGAUUGCAGAGGGACAGACGGCAACAGAAACUUUGAUUAUUACUGGAUGCACGCUGGAGCAUCAUCAACCCCCUGUGCCGAGACUUAUGCUGGACCUCAAGCAUUUUCAGAACCGGAAACAGUUGCUUUGAAAGACUGGUUCUUUACUAACAACGGCACUGUCAAAUUGUACCUCACUUUCCACAGCUUUGGCAAUUUGCUACUCUAUCCUUGGGGAUACGAUCGCAUCGUGCCAGAUGACGUAGGUGAUCUAAAAUAUCUAGGAGAUUUAGUAGCAGAAGCAAUAUACAAUGCCAACAAACUAAACUCUGUAUACAUGGUUGAUACAUCAGCACUAGGCUUGUAUGAAGCUGCUGGAACUAGUGCUGAUUGGGCCAAAGCGGUCGGAGGAUCAGCAUUGUCAUAUACAAUCGAACUUCCACUUGGAUCUGCCAGAUACGCAUUCUUGAACCUCGCAAGUGAAAUUCUACCAAUAGUUCAAGAAACUUGGGCAGGAAUUGAAGUUUUCCACAGUUUUAUUGAAGAAAGAUUUUGGACCAACCUAACGAUCACAACUACAACCCCAUCAUCCUAGAUUAGACAAAAAAUAUUAAAUAAAGACAAGUUUUGUAACUAUAACUUUGCAUACAGAUUUUUACAGAUUUA